This is a messenger RNA of Lentinula edodes (shiitake mushroom), 654 nucleotides long. RefSeq lists its product as uncharacterized. The transcript has 2 exons. NCBI's taxonomy places the organism in Eukaryota, Fungi, Basidiomycota, Agaricomycetes, Agaricales, Omphalotaceae. The coding region runs from base 1 to 654 and encodes 217 amino acids. The record is from RefSeq and is a predicted model, not a curated record.
AUGCCUUCCAAGACUCUUGCUCAUGCCUAUAAUGGUACGACGACUUCAUUGAAUACUGGUCUUCCUCGCAACAAAAUAAACGAGUAUACCAAUGUCCAGUUCCACGAUUCGAAGGGGGCAGCUUUGAUGCCUGCACAACAAGCAUUAUUUGGUCGAGCGCGCAAAGCGAAAGAUCGAAUCCAUUGGAUGUUUCCCCCAAACAAGGACGAACGCGUGGAGUCGUUAUUAACAUGGAUUGAGACUGUGUCUCGCGAUUUAGGUACCUAUGGGCUUCAUAGGUUUUUACAAAGUCGGGAACGUGGAGCUUUGAUCGCAAACGCCGACUAUCGAAUACCCGGUGGCAAGAAUGAGCCUGCAUUUGACUGGCUUACAUUCGAUCAUCUCCAGGAAACCAGAGACAAGAUCAUACAGGAAUCUGCUGCAUUUUACGAUCCCACAGCCCAAGCUAUCGUCUUUGUAUUCUUGCCAUCGCAAAGUGGCAACAGCGUCGCUAUGUGGAGACGAAAGAUCAACGUUCCUAACAACAUGCGUUUAAUGCUACAAGCCGAGGUAUCACUCGCCUUGGCAGCACUGAGAAGGGAGGAAGAUUAUGUUGUACAUGUAGAUGAGUAUGUUGCUACUUCUGGUGCUUUGUUUCCCGAGUCUUGUAACUAA